This is a messenger RNA of Antechinus flavipes (yellow-footed antechinus), 2857 nucleotides long. It is a transcript of the gene B3GALNT2, whose product is annotated as beta-1,3-N-acetylgalactosaminyltransferase 2. The coding region runs from base 135 to 1649 and encodes 504 amino acids. The transcript has 12 exons. Gene Ontology annotation, cellular component: membrane. Gene Ontology annotation, molecular function: hexosyltransferase activity. Lineage: Eukaryota; Metazoa; Chordata; Mammalia; Dasyuromorphia; Dasyuridae. The record is from RefSeq and is a predicted model, not a curated record.
GGUGGUCGCGCGGAGGAGUCCCCUCCCCACCCGCUCUUCGUCUCCCGCCGUCCCCCCUGCCUUCCUCCGACCCCGGGACGCCGGGGAGCCCGGCGCGCGGCGGGGGCGCGAGGUGGAGCGGGCGGGGGCGGCCAAUGCGAAACUGGCUGGUGCUGCUGUGCCCGUGUCUGCUCGGGGCCGCGCUGCACCUCUGGCUGCGGCUGCGCUCCCCGCCGCCCGCCUGCGCCUCCUCCUCCUCCUCCGGAGCCGGCCCUGCAGAUCAGCUGACUUUAUUUCCUCAGUGGAAAUCAAAACAUUAUGAUGUGGUAGUUGGUGUACUGUCAGCUCGAAAUAAUCAUCAACUACGAACUGUGAUCAGGAAUACAUGGUUGAAGCACUUGAAACAGCAUCCAGAAUUAAGUCAACGUGUACUUGUGAAGUUCAUAAUAGGUGCUCGUGGCUGCAAUGUGCCUGUGGAAGACCGCGAAGACCCUUACUCCUGUAAACUGCUGAACAUCACUAAUCCCAUUUUAAAUCAGGAAAUCGAGGCCUUCACUCUGCCUGAAGGAACUGCAUCAGGAUUCUCUGAGGAUCAAGUUGUCAGUGUGAGCUUUCGAGUUCUCUACCCAAUUGUCAUUACUAGUCUUGGAGUCUUCUAUGAUGCUGGCAAUGUGGGUUUCCAGAGGAAUAUUACUGUCAAGGUGUAUCAAGCAGAACAAGAGGAAGCUCUCCUUAGUGCUCGUUUCAGUCCCCCCAGCUGUGGAGUACAAGUCAACAGAUUGUGGUACAAACCAGUGGAGCAGUUCAUCUUGCCAGAGAGCUUUGAAGGCACAAUUGUAUGGGAGAGCCAGGAUCUUCAAGGCCUUGUUUCUAGGAAUCUUCACAAAGUAACUGUGAACGAUGGAGGGGGAGUUCUCAGAAUCAUUACAGCUAGUGAAGGAGCAUUGCCUUAUGAAUUCAUGGAAGGUGUAGAGGGAGUAGCAGGAGGCUUUAUUUAUACAAUUCAGGAAGGUGACACACUUUUACAAAACCUUCAAACUCGCCCAAAAAGGUUUAUUGAUCACAUCAAUAACCUCCAUGAGGAGGAUGCCUUAUUGAAGAAAGAGAGCAGCACCUUUGAUGACAUUGUUUUUGUGGACAUUGUUGACACCUACCGAAAUGUUCCUGCAAAAUUACUGAACUUCUAUAGGUGGACCGUUGACACAACUAGUUUUGAUUUGUUGCUGAAAACAGAUGAUGACUGUUACAUAGAUUUAGAAGCUGUGUUUAAUAGGAUUGCCCACAAAAACCUGGACAGACCAAAUUCUUGGUGGGGAAACUUCAGAUUGAAUUGGGCCGUUGACCGGACAGGAAAGUGGCAAGAAUUAGAGUACCCCAGUCCUGCUUAUCCUGCCUUUGCAUGUGGGUCGGGUUAUGUUAUUUCCAAAGAUAUUGUACACUGGCUAGCAAGCAAUUCAGAAAGACUGAAGACAUAUCAGGGUGAAGAUGUGAGCAUGGGCAUUUGGAUGGCAGCUAUAGGACCUAAGAGAUUCCAGGAUAGUCUUUGGUUGUGUGAGAAGACUUGUGAAACUGGGAUGCUCUCUUCCCCUCAGUAUUCUCCACAAGAACUCACAGAACUGUGGAGAUUGAAGGAAGCAUGUGGGGAUCCUUGUGAGUGUGAGACAAGAUGAUAAUCCUUUAAACCUAGUAGUCUGAAGACCUGGAGUGAAGAAAAUGUGAAAGUGUACAAGGAAAAUUCAAGGUUAUGCUGCGGAACCAGAUUCUUUCAAGGGGCAUUAUGCUGGUGCUUUCACCUAAAAUUGAUGGAAUAUUUCUUGAUAUUUGCAUAGAAGUUCCCCUUUUAAAAUUAGCUUAUGCUGAAAAAGUAACUUUUUUAUGUCUAAGCAGUUUUGAAAAUAACAUAUUAUAAAAGAGGAAAAGUCCUUUUAAAAAAAAAAAACUUGAUUACUUACAGUUUAAUAGAUAAUCUGUUCAUCACUUAGGGUUGUGACUCAGUUAAUUGCUGAAAUCAAUUGUAACUGCUAAAGCAGCAAUCCAAGUGGGAGUUCUAGGGAAACAGUCUGUUUCUCGGUAGGGAAAUUAGCUUGCCUGCUCUGGGAAUGAAGUGCUGGUAGUCAUCCCUUGUGGUUACUGAACAGGGAAUACAGAUCUAGCAGGUAGUUUGCCCAGUUUUAGACCCUUGUUUUUAAAGGUAUGUCUGUUAUAUUAGUAGGUACCCAAGUUUGUAGCCUAUAUAUUUCAACAGGCAUAUAGUACUGGGUGCUAAUUUUCCGUCAGCUUCUGUUGUUAAGGGCUAUGAAGUAUCCCUAUUUAGGAAAAAUCUAUAUCAGUCAAAAAUAAAGUACUCCUCAGGGUUUUGGUGAUAAUGGGGAAGUAAUUUUCUAAAGAUUUAACCUCACUUUUCUAUUUCCUGGGAGUAUUUAUAUCAUCAUGGCUUACCUCGGGCCUAAUAUUCACCUAAAAUUGAGGCAAUUAUCUAAAGAUGAAUUUCAGUCAUGAAAUUCCAUGAAGUUUCGUGGAAAUGACACUUUCUCAACUUAAUGUCUAGGCUCAAACCCAAAUAAAAAAGCAUGACACUUUUUUUCAAUGCCCUAAAAAUAAUGCAACAGAAGGGAUAUAACAGAAUUGAUUUAAUGAGCAAAAUAGUGGAAUAUGUGCCUCCCUAUUUUAAGUGGCCUUUUCCUUAGUUGUAAAUCAUAAUCACAAGGUAUCAGUACAUAAUCGUAGCGAGAUCUUAGAGGAAAGUGCAGAAUUCUUGUAGGCAGUAAUUUUUUCAAACAUCAUUAGUCAAAAUAGUCUUAACAUCUAGCUUUUCUAUGUAAAGUUGUACUAUGAAGAAAUAAGUAUAAAGUAUACAAAAAUAAAUAUACAAACAAAA